This is a messenger RNA of Cyclospora cayetanensis, 363 nucleotides long. RefSeq lists its product as uncharacterized. NCBI's taxonomy places the organism in Eukaryota, Apicomplexa, Conoidasida, Eucoccidiorida, Eimeriidae. The record is from RefSeq and is a predicted model, not a curated record. The coding region runs from base 1 to 363 and encodes 120 amino acids. The transcript has 3 exons.
AUGGCUCACAGCUCAGCGCCUAUGGGAACCGCGCCCACGGCAGCGGCAAGCGUUCAUCCGGGGCGUAUAAAUGUAGGGCAGCACCUGCCUUAUACUGGGAGGGAAGUCGAGAUAUUUUCUCGCUAUGGAUACUUUUACCCGCCUGGAUACCUCCCCAACACCACUGUUGGAGGCUUCAGGGGUUUUGCUCGCACCCUGACCACAUCUGAUUUUGCAAUGAAGCCCACGUAUUUCAAAUCCUUCGGAAUUGGUGCCGCCAAGUUCCUCGGGGGCUUUCUGCUGUUCUAUUUGCCACUCGAUAAUGUGUACUGCAACCUUCGGAAGAAGCAACGGGAGAGGAGGGCAAAGCAGCGCGGCGAUUAG